This is a messenger RNA of Cucumis melo (muskmelon), 2165 nucleotides long. RefSeq names its product LRR receptor-like serine/threonine-protein kinase FEI 2. Gene Ontology annotation, biological process: protein phosphorylation. Gene Ontology annotation, molecular function: protein binding; protein kinase activity; ATP binding. NCBI's taxonomy places the organism in Eukaryota, Viridiplantae, Streptophyta, Magnoliopsida, Cucurbitales, Cucurbitaceae. The transcript has 13 exons. The record is from RefSeq and is a predicted model, not a curated record. Bases 233 to 2038 code for a protein of 601 amino acids.
GACAAAAAGCCUGCCCACUCUGCUCUCAUGAAUUGCAGGAAAACUAAAAUCUCUCUCUCUCAUCUGUUUAAAUGAUUAUUUGGUUUAAUAAUGGCGCCUUCUUCCUUUCAUUUCUAUUUUACCACACAUCAUAGCCUUCCUUCGUACUCCAACUCUUCUCUUUUUAUCAUCACUACCAACAAGCCCCUCGUCUAACUCAACUCCAGCAACCUCAAUUUGUAAGAAAAUCCAAAUGGGUGUGCUCGUUUUGGUUGUUUCAUCUCUUUUACUAUCGACCCUUUUCAGCAUUUGUACUUUUGCUCUCACCCCAGAUGGCUUAACGUUGUUGGAAAUUAGAAGUGCGUUUAAUGAUAGCAAAAACCUCCUUGGUGAUUGGGAAGCUUCGGAUGAGUUUCCCUGUAAAUGGCCUGGUAUAUCUUGUCAUCCUGAGGACCAUCGGGUUAGCUCAAUUAACUUACCUUACAUGCAACUUGGAGGGAUCAUUUCUCCCAGCAUUGGUAAACUCAGCAGGUUACAGAGACUUGCACUUCAUGAAAAUGGCUUACAUGGAAAUAUUCCUAACGAAAUCACAAAAUGUACUCAGCUCAGAGCUCUGUAUUUGAGGUCUAAUUAUCUUCAAGGUGGCAUACCUUCUGAUAUCGGAAACCUUUCUGCUCUUACAAUACUGGAUUUGUCAAGCAAUGCGUUAAAGGGUGCUAUUCCAUCAUCCAUUGGUCAACUCUCGCUUUUGCGUCAUUUGAAUUUGUCCACAAACUUUUUCUCUGGGGAAAUACCUGAUUUCGGAGUUCUAAGCACAUUUGGAAGCAAUUCGUUCAUUGGAAAUCUAGAUCUCUGUGGUCAUCAAGUUAACAAGGCUUGCCGAACCUCACUGGGAUUCCCUGCAGUGUUGCCCCAUGCUGAAAGCGAUGAAGCUUCUGUUCCUGUGAAAAAGUCUUCACACUACAUCAAAGGGGUAUUAAUUGGUGCAAUGUCCACUAUGGGUGUUGCACUUGUAGUGCUUGUUCCAUUCCUGUGGAUACGGUGGCUAUCAAAGAAGGAAAGAGCUGCCAAGAGAUAUACAGAAGUCAAAAAACAAGUGGUUCACGAACCAAGCACAAAACUUAUUACUUUUCAUGGUGACCUACCGUACCCAUCAUCUGAGAUUAUAGAAAAGCUGGAGUCACUAGAUGAAGAAGAUGUUGUCGGUUCAGGAGGAUUUGGUAUUGUAUACCGGAUGGUCAUGAAUGAUUGUGGAACCUUUGCUGUGAAAAAGAUUGAUGGAAGCAGAAAAGGUUCAGAUCAAGUGUUCGAGAGAGAGUUGGAGAUUUUGGGUUGCAUCAAACAUAUAAACUUGGUCAAUUUGCGGGGUUACUGUAGUCUUCCAUCUUCAAAGCUUCUUAUCUAUGACUUUCUAGCAAUGGGCAGCUUAGAUGAUUUCUUGCAUGAACAUGGACCAGGAAAACAGCCUUUGGAUUGGAGAGCUCGUCUUAGGAUAGCCUUUGGCUCUGCUAGGGGGAUUGCAUACUUGCAUCAUGAUUGUUGUCCAAAGAUCGUGCAUCGUGAUAUUAAAUCGAGUAACAUUCUACUUGAUGAAAACUUGGAGCCCCAUGUAUCUGACUUUGGACUGGCCAAGCUUUUGGUUGACGACGAUGCUCAUGUCACAACUGUUGUUGCUGGAACUUUUGGUUAUUUGGCUCCAGAAUAUCUGCAAAGUGGAAGGGCAACUGAAAAAUCAGAUAUUUAUAGCUUUGGAGUCUUGUUACUGGAGCUGGUGACUGGGAAGAGACCAACGGAACCAUCAUUUGUAGAGCGAGGCUUAAAUGUUGUUGGUUGGAUGCACAUAUUAUUGCGAGAAAACAAAAUGGAUGAGAUAGUUGACAAAAGGUGCAAGGACGUUGACGCCGAUACUGUAGAAGCAAUUCUCGAAAUAGCAGCCAAAUGCACGGAUGCCAACCCAGACAAUCGGCCAUCAAUGAGUCAAGUUUUACAGUUUCUUGAGCAAGAAGUCAUGUCACCUUGUCCUAGUGAUUUCUACGAGUCUCAGUCUGACUAUUCUUGAAACUUUCUGUAACAGAAAUGUUUAUUUGACCCCAGAUCUGUUAAUCAUCUGCAACUCUCUUGCAGCACUUGAAUGUUUCAUCUCUCUCUCAAUGAAAUAUGCAGAUCAUGGAGUUUGAUAGUUUGCA